AUGAUGGCGGAUGGUGUCGGUGCUUUAAGAAUUUCACAGCUUGAUGCCAACCAACUUGACCAAGAACUUUUAUCUCUUGUCAGGAAUCAGUUCAACAGAAUAUUUCCCUAUGAUCAGACUUCUUUAUUAACAAGACUUGAUCCUGAAAUAACAGCUUUAAUCAAAUUUGUAAUAUGGCGGUUUUCUGUGUUUGCAACUGGUGCAUCUAUUGGACAACAGAUUCUCAAAUUGAAAUAUGCAAACAUGAGAAGACGUGACAGUAAUUCACCUUGGAUGUCACGGAAACAAAAGUUAUUACAUGGCUUCAUUUUGAUUGUCCUACCUUGGCUCAAGGAACGGUUCAAUAUAACCAUUGAUGGGCUUGGAUUUUCUGGAUCAAGCACUCAGAUAAAGGUGAACAAGUAUAUUGAGUGGGCAGAGAAGGGGCUGAAGCUUGCUGCACUUGUCAAUUUUGCUAUUUUUCUCCAGACUGGAAUCUACUCUUCACUCACAGAACGUGUCUUGGGAAUUCGGUCCAUGUUUCCCCAGAGGCAGUCAUUACGACAGGUUUCCUUUGAGUUUAUGACCCGAGAACUUUUAUGGCAUGCAUUCUCGGAAUUUCUCUUCUUUCUUCUGCCGCUUGUAAAUUUCCGUCGUUUGAAGAGUUCUUUGUCCUCCUAUUUUCUGCCUCGAUCUAAUCGUCGACCAACACUUCCACAUAUGCGCACACCUGCUGACUUGACUGUUUGUGUCAUCUGCAACCAAUGGCCAAACAAUGCUCAUGAGAUUGGCUGUUCUCAUGUAUUUUGUUAUUAUUGCAUAACGAGCAACUUCUUGGCUGAUCCAAGUUUUGUGUGUCCAGCAUGUCAGAAAAACAUUCCAAAUGAGUUUAUGAUUCGUCCUGUCAUAGAUGAGUCAAGCCAAAGAUCACCCGAGAGCGUGUUUGGAUUUUUCUUUCUUUCUUUUUCCUCCCCCGCUCUCUCUCUCUCCCCCUUACUUGGUAAUCUUCUACCAAAUCCUGUAAAAUCUUUGGCUAGCAGCAAAAAAAAAAAAAAUGUUUGGGUUGCCUUUUUCUUUUGA
Acanthosepion pharaonis is the source of this 1059-nucleotide messenger RNA. NCBI's taxonomy places the organism in Eukaryota, Metazoa, Mollusca, Cephalopoda, Sepiida, Sepiidae. The record is from the annotation of a GenBank genome assembly.